GUGCCGGUACCUGGCGGUGCAGCUGUCCCCGGCCAUCCCCGUGUUUGCAGCAGUUCUCUUCCUGUUCGCCAUGGCCACGCUCCUGCGGACCAGCUUCAGCGACCCCGGCGUGAUCCCCAGGGGGGUGCGCCUGCAGCUGGCUCCGCUUGAGCUCAGUGUGGAGGCCACCAAUGGGACGGUGCCACAGGGCCAGCGCCCACCCCCUCGCAUCAAGAAUUUCCAGAUCAACAACCAAAUCGUGAAGCUGAAGUACUGCUACACGUGUAAGAUCUUCCGUCCGCCCCGGGCCUCGCACUGCAGCAUCUGUGACAACUGUGUGGAGCGCUUUGACCAUCACUGCCCCUGGGUGGGCAACUGCGUGGGGAAGAGGAACUACCGCUACUUCUACCUCUUCAUCCUCUCGCUCUCACUCCUCACCAUCUACAUCUUCACCUUCAACAUAGUCUACGUAGCACUGAAAUCUCUGAAGAUUGGGUUUCUGAACACAUUGAAGGAAACCCCAGGGACUGUACUGGAGGUGCUCAUCUGUUUCUUCACCCUGUGGUCAGUGGUGGGGUUAACUGGGUUCCACACCUUCCUGGUGGCACUGAAUCAGACAACCAAUGAAGAUAUCAAGGGGUCCUGGACUGGGAAGAACCGUGUGCAGAAUCCCUACAGCCAUGGCAACAUAGUGAAGAACUGCUGUGAGGUGCUCUGUGGACCCCUGCCCCCCAGCGUCCUGGACAGACGGGGCAUCUUGCAGCAGGAGGAGAGCACGGCGCAGGAGUCGUCGUGCCCGCAGGGGCCCAGUGCUGUCCCUGCGCCAUCCCUGAGCCACACUGAGAUGCCAGAGGAGAAGCAGCUAACGUCUGGGGAGCUCUCAGUCCCACCCCAGGACGCUGGGAAAGCAGAGCACUAG
Molecule: messenger RNA, 898 nt
Organism: Nestor notabilis (Kea)
Lineage: Eukaryota; Metazoa; Chordata; Aves; Psittaciformes; Psittacidae
Gene: ZDHHC9
Product: zinc finger, DHHC-type containing 9
Exons: 9
Biological process (GO): peptidyl-L-cysteine S-palmitoylation; protein targeting to membrane
Cellular component (GO): Golgi apparatus; endoplasmic reticulum
Molecular function (GO): protein-cysteine S-palmitoyltransferase activity
Source: RefSeq, a predicted model, not a curated record